AUGGAUCAAGAGUCGUUAUCUACAUUCAAGCUUGCUCUUGCAACGAGGUCUGCAGCUCCUCGGAUAGAAGCCCACUAUCAGUACUAUCGGACCGCUGUCGAGCCCAUCCUAAGGAAGACCGAGGACGACUGUCUCGACUGGGUACUCAUUGAGGGGCAGCAGUACUGCAGCGCGUCACUCGAUCAGCCUCAAGGUUCGGUGGACGGAAGGCAGGAUCGCCAGUUACCAUUCGACAUUAUUCUGGGCUCCGGAUCUGGAAGUGUGCUUUAUACCGAUAUCACCUCGAGUCAAUUUGGCCAAUUUCACAAGAUUCUCUCCGAGAAGGCUCGGAAAGGAGAAGGAUCAUAUCGAAUCCGGCACCGCGUUACGUCGAGCGCGGGGCUGGAGGCACUACCAGUCAGUGGCUAUGGUGUUGAACUUGCCCUGAAGAGGACUGAUUAUAUUGUUAUCGAUGAUCGAGAGGCUGGUGAUGAUGCCACACAAAAGCCUACUUCUGAAGUCAACUUAGAUGGCGAGGAAGAAGUUGCCGAUCUCAAGCCACUGUCAACUUCAGAGCUGUCCGAGCUGGGCCUAAAAGCAGCCUCCUUCGUCAUGCACAGCGAGAGUCCUUUCGACACCCUACUGAAGCUGACUCAAGAUUUCCCAAAAUACUCUACAUCAAUCGCUGCACACAACGUCUCCGCCGAUUUCGUGAAGGAGCAUCAAGCCAAUCGCCAGGCUUUGGUGCCAAGUGGAAUGAAUGUGCUUUGGAUGAAUGGUGUACAGCUAAUUGAACGCCAAAUAGACGCAUUCACUCUCGUUGACAUGCUGAGACGGGAACGAAAGCUCAUCCAUGGUGCGAUGGACCUCGGGCUGACUGGUAAAGAGGCUGUCUCCCUCUUGGGGCAUUCUUCAGUAGCAUCAUCCAAGGCAGACAAUGAGCCGCAGCGCUUCGACUGGCGUGAUGAAAUCGAAGAAGGGCAGGUCAUCAUCUGGUUGAAUGACUUGGAGAAGGAUAAGCGAUAUGCCGAAUAUCCGAAAACACUCAUGGCUCUUCUACAACCUGCCAUGCCUGGCCAAUUACCCCCCAUUCAGAGGGAUAUUUUCAAUCUGAUCUUCCCUGUCGACCUAACUAAGGCCGAGGACAUCUUGCUCGUCGUUGACCAGCUCCAAGGCUUCGUCAAACGCAAAUUGCCAGUGAGGUUCGGACUUGUCCCGUUGGUAUCAACCCCAGAAUCGCUAGACCAGGCCAAAGUUGUCUACCAUCUACUUGAGAAUUACGGUUUGGCUGCUAUGGUGACGUAUUUGCAAUCUAUUGGCGAUGGCAAGAAAACGCCUGCAGCAGACAAAACGGUCUUCGACAAGGUGAUCAAAGACCGCAAGCCUCGGGCAGAAGCUACACCUCUUCCUUUUAAUGAUGUGCUCCGGUCAGAGCACCAUGAGAGGCAGACCGAACUUGCGCUACACUGGGCAGAGAGAUUGAAGGCAAAUGGCCCAGUCACCACCUUAUUCGCGAAUGGUAUCGCUAUACCGCGUGAUGACAACUGGCUCCAGCCAAUGAGCCAGAGAUUAGGGCUUGAUUUGCGUGCUGUUCAAGAGGGGGUCUACUACGGCAUGAUCGGAGAGGACACGUGGCUCCCGGGCUACUUUAUCGAAAAGGCUGCUUCCCGCCGUAACGUCAUCCUGUUCCCGGAAGAUGACAAGUCACUUACAAUCCUGGAUGUCAAUAAAUUGUACACAGAACACAAAGAUCUCUUCCACCAACUCCCUGUCAUUGAAGCCAAUCCAGAUUCUACAAAGGAGAACUGGGCGGCACUAUCUCUGGUUGCAGACCUAAGUAGCGAAGAGGGUCGCAAACUCGCAGUCUCAGCUCUACAAUUCCGUGCAAAUAAUCCUGGUGUUCGAUUCGACAUCAUCCACAAUCCUGCCGACGCGGCCGGGGCGCAUGUUAUCAACAAUGUGCUUAAGUCGAAGGUCGAUGACUUGGUCAGUAUCGAAACAGUCGAGUCGUUCGCUACUGUGCUCAACGCAGCCAAGAAAUCUUCUGACGAUGGGUUCGGCGUUGCGCUUGCAAGAUUUCUAAAGACCGCAGCUAUAUUACCGGCAACGAACGUACUCAUUCUCAAUGGCCGAGUGGUUGGUCCUAUUCCCACGGCAGCUGAUUUCACUACAGAGGACUUUCAAACACUGCUAGAGUUUGAGCAGGCAAACAGGAUUCUUCCUGUCUACGAGGCCAUUGAGGAACUCGGCCUUACCGAGAAAAUGUCAGGGCCGCUAGCAGCCGCGAAAGUGACUUCUAUCACCGCCUUGUCCACAAUGUCAGACGUACCAGAGGGAAUAUUUGAGUCAGCCCCGACCUUGAGGAUAUCUGCCUUCAAUACCUGGAACUCCAGCUACACUGCGUUUGAAGUCGGUGACGCAUCAACUGCGACGAUUCACUUCGUUGCUACUCUCAAUCCAGCCAGCGAACAAGGGCAGAGAUGGGUACCCAUCCUGAAGGUACUAUCUGAGCUUGAUGGAGUACACCUCAAGGUCUUCCUAAACCCAAGAGAUAGGCUGGAUGAGCUCCCUAUCAAGAGAUUCUAUCGAUAUGUGCUGGAAUCGGCCCCCUCAUUCGAUGAUUCGGGCAAAGUGAAGUCGUUAAGUGCAACGUUCAAGGGCCUUCCCUCUGAAGCGCUGCUCACUGCGGGGAUGGACGUGCCUCCCGCUUGGCUUGUGUCAUCUAAAGACUCUGUGCAGGAUCUUGACAACAUCAAGAUGAGUUCGGUUAAAGGCGACGUCAACGCUAUCUACGAACUAAAGCACAUCCUCAUCGAGGGCCAUUCCCGAGAGCCUGGUGGUGGACCGCCUCGUGGAGUACAGCUUGUUCUUGCCACGGAGACGGAUCCACACUUCGCGGAUACCAUUAUCAUGGCCAAUCUUGGUUUCUUCCAAUUCAAAGCUAACCCAGGCUUUUACAACAUUCAGCUCAAAGAAGGAAGAAGUUCUGACAUAUUCAGCAUCGAGAGCGUCGGUGCAUUGGGCUACAGUCCAGCUCCUGGCGAUGAAGGCACAGAAGUAGCAUUGAUGGACUUCAUGGGAACGACCUUGUAUCCACGUCUUGUGAGGAAACCAGGCAUGGAGAAUGAAGAUGUCUUGGAAGACAUCAAGCCAGCCGAGCCUGCUGGCGGUGCCAUGGACUUCGUUUCUAAGGGCUUGAAGUUAGCCGAAGGCAUCUUGGGUGGCAGCAAGGAUAAACCCAAAACGAAGUCUGUCUCAGACCAAGAGCAUGCCGAGAUCAACAUUUUCUCAGUCGCUAGCGGUCAUCUCUAUGAGCGUAUGCUGAACAUCAUGAUGGUCAGUGUGAUGCAACAUACAAAUCACACGGUCAAAUUCUGGUUCAUCGAGCAAUUCCUGUCGCCCUCAUUCAAAGACUUUAUCCCACACAUGGCGGCGGAGUACGGCUUCAAAUACGAAAUGGUCACGUACAAAUGGCCCCACUGGCUCCGCCAGCAGAAGGAGAAGCAACGAGAGAUCUGGGGGUACAAGAUCCUCUUCCUUGACGUUCUUUUUCCUCUGUCUCUUGACAAGGUCAUUUUUGUCGAUGCUGAUCAGAUCGUGCGAACUGAUAUGUAUGAUCUUGUUCAACAUGACUUAGACGGCGCUCCUUACGGCUUCGCACCCAUGUGUGACUCCCGUACUGAGAUGGAGGGUUUCCGCUUUUGGAAGCAAGGCUAUUGGGCCAAUUACCUGAGAGGCCUGCCGUAUCACAUCUCUGCCCUAUACGUCGUCGAUCUCCGAAGGUUCCGUGAGCUGGCAGCGGGCGACCGGCUUCGCCAACAAUACCACACGCUCAGCGCGGACCCAGCUAGCUUAUCGAACCUGGACCAGGAUCUGCCUAACCAUAUGCAAUUCCAAAUCCCCAUUCACAGCUUGCCGCAAGAGUGGUUGUGGUGCGAGACGUGGUGUAGCGAUGAAAGUCUCACGAAAGCCCGCACCAUUGAUCUAUGCAACAACCCGCAAACCAAGGAGCCUAAGCUCGAUCGGGCAAGGAGACAGGUGCCUGAGUGGACUGUGUACGAUGAUGAGAUAGCGGCUCUCGAUCGGAGACGGAAGGGCUUGGCUGCUGAUGGCAAUCUGCUUCCAGAAGACGAGGCUCAGAAGGUCGUUGCCGGAGAACCGAACACAAAGAGUAGGCGGCUGGAUGAGCCGGAGACUCGCAAAAGAGACGAGCUGUAG
Messenger RNA from Phaeoacremonium minimum UCRPA7, 4197 nucleotides. Its product is annotated as putative udp-glucose:glycoprotein glucosyltransferase protein. NCBI's taxonomy places the organism in Eukaryota, Fungi, Ascomycota, Sordariomycetes, Togniniales, Togniniaceae. Gene Ontology annotation, cellular component: endoplasmic reticulum. The record is from RefSeq and is a predicted model, not a curated record. The coding region runs from base 1 to 4197 and encodes 1398 amino acids. The transcript has a single exon. Gene Ontology annotation, molecular function: UDP-glucose:glycoprotein glucosyltransferase activity.